AUGGCGCAGAGCAGAGACAAUCCAUUGAGUUUCGAUGUUCUCUCUUGGGAUACUAUCGCAGAUUAUUUGAAAACGAAUAUUCAAAGUAAACGAAGUAGUCCAACUGAACAUUGGUUAGAAUUAUUAAAUGAACGUGUGGCAAACUCUCAUCGGGAACUGGCACAAACGACGCCAGUAGUCAAUAACUAUAUGCAAUGGUUGCGAGCACGAGGAAAAACUAUCAAAGCACCAUCGAAAACGAUUCCGUCGUCGAUAUUAGGACCGAAGAUUGUCGAGGGUGAACUUAUUGACGCUCGAAUAUCUUGCCGAGGUCCUGAUGAUAAAUUAUACGAUCGAGAUGCACAAUUGAGACAACGUUUGCCCCGAGGAUGCACUCUAAUGCAAUGCCGAUUGAAAGAUGAAGCACAACCACGAUUAGAUUUCGUUGUGUUUGCAUUACGAAAAUUCAGUGGUGGUCUUGGUGAUGAUGAUGAUCGGGAAGACGAUAAUCAAGCAUGGCUUCGAUACUUUCUUGAAAACCCUCGUACAGCGUCUCAAAUUAUUUGCACAAAAAAAGUCAAUGGUGAAGCAUGUCAUCUGUCGUGCGUUGCACUUCCACCUGACAAUCGUCUAAUGUUAAUUGCUGGCUCGAAGAAUGUUCAUUUAUGUUUCCGUAGCCAUUCCGAUAUUGCGAUGUAUGGAAAUGACACAACAUAUAACUAUGCAAGUUCAUUUUGUCAUACUAUUCUUGAUACUUUGGCCCGAAUGCCGGACAAAGGAUCACGAUUAUUGAAUUUUCUAUCAUUAACACGUUAUACAGCUGUUUUUGAGAUUCUGAACUAUGCUCAUCAACAUGUGGUUGACUUAACGUAUUUAAAAGAUACGCAUAAUAGUUCCGAAUUGAAAUUCAUUACGUUUUCACAAGUUCCACAAGACUUUGAUGCUGCUGUCACUAACCUAUGUGCAUUACCACCGGAUUAUGCGAUUGAAAUUGCUCGCUGUUUACAUUUAUCAACAACUGAGUAUGAUAUAAUUGAGAAUCAAUCUCAUCUUCUCAAUGAAUACCUCACAUCCAUCAAAUAUCGACAAGAAUGCGAAGGUAGUGUCCUUUACUUCCUGAAUAAAGACGAUCAGGUGAUUGGUUUAUUAAAAAAGAAAACGAUUUGGUACGUGAUCCUUCGUGCUAUUCGAGAAAAGGUUCGCCCGAUGUUACAACACUGGGAGAAAGAACGAAAAAUGGACGUGGCUGAAACUAGUCGCAGGGUAACUGGUCGCUUGAAAGCGAUACAGAAAUGGUUGGGUUUCUCCGAUGAAAUUCUCACUCAAUGGACAUUGCUAGCGGGACAAUUCAUAAACUGGGUAGCUGAAGGCGGGAAGAAAAGAACGAUAACACGAGAAGAUAUUGCUGAUCUCUAUCCAAUUGUUUGGUCAAAGUUUCUUCGAGAAACGAAUAAUGAUGGCAAUUUUAUGAGCAAAAUGAUGAGUGGAAUUCGCGAAGAAGAUGUUUGGAAGGAACUGAAUGAAAUGAAACUUGAUGAAAGAAAAAGCAAAGGUGAACGCAAAUCAAAAACAAAACAACCAAGUGAUUUAGAAUGCGGUGAAGAUAUUGAUGCAGAUCCAGAAGAAGAUGACGAAGUAGAAAACUAA
This is a messenger RNA of Adineta ricciae, 1626 nucleotides long. The record is from the annotation of a GenBank genome assembly. Lineage: Eukaryota; Metazoa; Rotifera; Eurotatoria; Adinetida; Adinetidae.